AUGGUGGCCAGCUCGAGCAGCGCGCUCGCUCGUGGCACCGUGGCUCUAUCGCUCAGCCGGCGCGCCGCGCUUCUGCCGCUGCUCGCGGCGGCUGGGCCGUCGGCGCUGCGUCCGGCCGGCGCGAGCGCACCGCAGGUCGGCUACAAGACAGCGUCGGGCCUGCGCUACUUUGACUUUGCGGAGGGGAGCGGCGCGCCGCCGCGGUUCGGCCAGCUGAUCCGCUUCCACUACGUCGGCUACACCGCGACCGACGACUCGCUCGAGCCCUUCGACUCGUCGUACGAGCGCCGGACGCCGUACUUCACAAAGCACGGGAACGGCUUCACCGUGCAGGGGCUGGAGGAGGCGCUGCACACGAUGAGGCCGGGCGGGCGGAGGCGCGAGCCGCUCAUCUUCGACUUGCAGCUCGUCUCUGUCGCCGAUGAUCGGCUAGACCGCGGAGACUACGACGAGGACGACGGCUCCGACGUUGCCGACCUCGCCGCCGCCCAGCCGCGAACGGCAGAUGACGAGCGGAGCUCCGUGCUGCGAUUGCUCGAGAGGCAUGCCGCGACCCGGGGGGCGCGAGGGCCCGACAGUGCAAAGCACGCGCCGGUCGAGCGAUCGACUGGCCCAGCGCGCGCCGAUGAGCCCCCAAUACCCAUCCAGGGCUAA
Molecule: messenger RNA, 654 nt
Organism: Emiliania huxleyi CCMP1516
Lineage: Eukaryota; Haptophyta; Isochrysidales; Noelaerhabdaceae
Exons: 5
Coding region: 1-654 (217 amino acids)
Molecular function (GO): peptidyl-prolyl cis-trans isomerase activity
Source: RefSeq, a predicted model, not a curated record